Messenger RNA from Mangifera indica (mango), 892 nucleotides. Its product is annotated as universal stress protein PHOS34. NCBI's taxonomy places the organism in Eukaryota, Viridiplantae, Streptophyta, Magnoliopsida, Sapindales, Anacardiaceae. Bases 143 to 628 code for a protein of 161 amino acids. The record is from RefSeq and is a predicted model, not a curated record. The transcript has 4 exons.
UAUUCUCUAGAUACCAACCAGUCACAAAUUGUGAUUCCCAUCCUCUGCUGAGCACCGGCCUCUAUAAAUUCGAGAUAAAUCGUCAGCCUAGUUUGUCGGAUCAUUCAUCGAAGGAAACUCUGCAACUUUGUAUUGAUCUUCAAUGGCGACCUCUGAGAAACAAACGAUGUUGGUAGGAAUCGACGAUAGCGAGCACAGCUUUUAUGCACUGGAGUGGACUCUGGAUCACUUCUUCACAAAUUUCCCUACAGAUCCUCCUUUUAAGCUCAUCGUUGUUCACGCUAAACCUCUUCCUUCUGCUAUUGUCGGCCUCGCUGGAGCUGGAGCUGCCGAGGUCUUGCCAUACGUGGAGUCCGAUUUGAAGAGAAUCGCUGCCAGGGUAUUGGAAAAGGCUAAGGAACUAUGCAUCAGCAAACAGGUGAGUGGGGUAGUAUUAGAAUCUAUAGAAGGAGAUCCUAGGAAUGUGCUGUGUGAGGCUGUAGAAAAACACCAUGCCUCUAUUCUGGUUGUGGGUAGUCAUGGCUAUGGAGCUAUCAAAAGGGCUGUUCUUGGCAGCGUAAGUGAUUACUUGGCUCAUCAUGCUCACUGCACUGUGACGAUUGUGAAGAAGCCUAAAAUCAAACGCUAAGAUACUUCACCAGCAGCUAAAUUAGCGAACCCAGAAGACGGUUGCCCAUUUAGUGCUUGAAUAAGUAUGUAACCUUCAAAAUUGAUUCUAUAUGAAGUGUGUUGUUUGAAUGAUUUAUUUUGCCAUCGCUUUUGCAAUAUGGUCUGUAAUAUAAAAUAAAAAUUUAACUCAUCUUAGUAAAAAACUAUGAAAUGUUUGGUUAAAGUUAACAAGCCAAACAAUAUAUACAAAUAUUACCUCUGCAGUUCCAGAGUUGAAUGUUCA